Nylanderia fulva is the source of this 1226-nucleotide messenger RNA. RefSeq names its product odorant receptor 82a-like. Gene Ontology annotation, cellular component: plasma membrane. Gene Ontology annotation, biological process: detection of chemical stimulus involved in sensory perception of smell; sensory perception of smell. NCBI's taxonomy places the organism in Eukaryota, Metazoa, Arthropoda, Insecta, Hymenoptera, Formicidae. Gene Ontology annotation, molecular function: olfactory receptor activity; odorant binding. The record is from RefSeq and is a predicted model, not a curated record.
AUGCAAUUAAAUCGUAUUAUUGGUCGCUUAUUGGGUGUCUGGCCGUCCAUGGAUACCAAGUCAUCAAAUUUCAAAAAUCUCAGCAGGAUCUUGCACAUCCUGACCUGCUAUUUUCUCCUUGCCUGCGAGUUAAUUCCAACUAUCCUGUACGUGAUUGUCAUCGAAAAACGUCCUUCUGUCAAAUUAAAACUCGCAUCGUCCGCAAUGUUUACGACAACAGCGGUGCUCAAGUAUAGCAUCCUGGUAUUUACUCAAAACCAAAUAAGAAACUGUUUGAUGCGAGUGAGAGACGAUUGGCAAAACGUCGCAAGCCCCCGUGCUCGUCAAUUUAUGAUUGACAAAGUCAGGACCGCGAGACGUUUGAUUCUCUUAUGCGGUUUAUUUAUGUACUCUGCCGGCUUGUACUUUCGUACGUUCGUGCCAUUGACGAAGGGAAAGUCCAUUAACGAUCGGAACAUUACGAUCAGAUUCUUGCCCUGUCCGAGCUACUUCAUUUACUUCGACGGACAGAUCAGUCCUGCCUACGAAAUUAUGUUCACUAUGCAGUUUCUUUCCGGAUUUAUUAAAUACACUAUCACAGUGACCAUCUGCAGUCUCGCCGCACUUUUUGCUAUGCAUCUAUGCGCGCAAUUGGAAAUAUUAAUGUCGUUAAUAAACGAUUAUGUAAACGAAUCCGAUGAAAAGAAGCUAACUAAAAGACUAGCCACGGCUGUGAAAUACCAAACCGAUAUGCGAACUUUCUUUCAAUUGGUGCAGAAUACUCUAGGAAACACGAACCUGUUAGAAGUGAUGGGAUGUACGUUGCUAGUAUGUCUUCUAGGACAUAAUAUUAUUACGGAGUGGGAAGAUCAAGAUGUUAUAGCUCUGUUUUUAUAUCUUGUUUUAUUGACGUCAAUUGGAUUCAACAUUUUCAUUUUUUGUUUUAUCGGUGAACAACUCUCUGAAGAGGGAGAAAAAUUAUCAUUAACAGUGUGUACAUUGGCUUGGUAUCGCCUUCCGGACAUGAAUAAAGCACGAUCACUGGUUUUAAUUAUAGCUAUGUCAAAUAUCCCAACUAAACUUAAAGCCGGAAAAUUUAUCGAUCUUUCUAUCAAAACGUUUGGUGAUGUUGUUAAAACGGCUGUUACAUACUUGAACAUUAUUCGAAGAGUAAUGGAAUAAGUAAUUCAUGUCAUAUUUCUACAUGAUUAUGUGUACAAGAUAUGUGUAUGCAUAUUUCUUUUUAA